Messenger RNA from Desarmillaria tabescens, 1929 nucleotides. Its product is annotated as P-loop containing nucleoside triphosphate hydrolase protein. The coding region runs from base 1 to 1929 and encodes 642 amino acids. NCBI's taxonomy places the organism in Eukaryota, Fungi, Basidiomycota, Agaricomycetes, Agaricales, Physalacriaceae. The record is from RefSeq and is a predicted model, not a curated record. Gene Ontology annotation, molecular function: ATP binding; nucleic acid binding. The transcript is spliced from 9 exons.
AUGCAAAGGCCUACAUUUACUUCCUUUUCGCACCUCCUCGACGCGCGUCUUCUUCGUGCUCUUGCCGACAUGGGCUUCGCCCGUCCCACUCUGGUACAAGCAAAAGCGAUUCCAUUAGCUCUCGAGAGCAAAGAUAUCUUAGCUCGUGCUCAGACUGGAAGUGGAAAGACUGCUGCAUAUUGCAUACCCAUCGCACAGAAGAUACUCAAUGCAAAAAGUUCUCUGGACAGAGAGGAUGUCUCGUACCAGGCAACUCGGGCCUUAAUUUUGGUUCCAACCAGAGAAUUAGCCCAACAGGUCACCACCUCACUGAAGGAUAUAUUAAGGUAUUGUGAAAAAGAAAUCACCUGUGUCAAUAUCUCUGCCGGGACGACCUCGCAUCUACAACGGACUCUUCUGUCGGACAAACCUGACAUCGUGGUCGCUACACCAACUCGGGCAUUAGUACUCCUUCAAUCCAAGUCGCUGUCUUUGGCUGCUCUGGAGUCGCUGGUCAUUGACGAGGCAGAUCUUAUUCUUUCUUAUGGCCAUGAUGAAACCGUUCGGCAGAUAUUCAGCGGAAUGUAUCUACCAAAAGUAUUUCAAUCAUUCCUUAUGAGCGCCACUAUGACAGAAGACGUCGAACUUCUGAAAGGGUUAACAUUGCGCAGUCCAGCCAUACUGAAAUUAGAACAGGGCGAAGAUGAAGCCGCCAAUUUGACGCAAUACUCCGUCAAAUGCUCAGAAGUGGACAAAUUCCUCCUCACAUACGUUAUCCUGAAACUCAAGCUCAUCAAAGGAAAAUGCAUUUUAUUUGUCAAUGAUGUAGACCGGAGCUAUCGGCUCAAACUCUUUCUUGAGCAGUUUUCCAUCAAAAGCUGUGUCCUCAACUCGGAGCUCCCGCUAAACUCGAGAUAUCAUACGGUGCAGGAAUUCAACAAAGGUGUCUAUGACUAUAUAAUCGCCACUGAUGAAAGUGGAACCCAUGGAGCAGACCAAGACUCCGAAGAUGAUGGUGAUGAUGAUGAUGAUGAUGAUGAUGAUGAGGAGGAGGAGGAGGAAGAGCCCAAUGAUAAGAAUGAAGAAGCUGAACAACAGUUUACAUCUACUCAACGAGAAUUGAAGCCUUCAUCCGAAGAGCCGCCAGCAGCUAUCGGUUCCUCAAGCUCCUUGCACAAACGCAAACGAUCUUCUCCAGAGCCUAGCCAGAAGCCCAGGAAACGAAGAUCCCGAAAAGAUGGAGGCGACAAAGAAUACGGAGUAACCCGUGGAAUCGAUUUUGUCGACGUCGCCUGUGUCCUAAAUUUUGACCUGCCAGGCAGUUCACGAUCAUAUACCCAUCGCAUAGGACGCACUGCGCGCGCUGGACGGACAGGCAUGUCAUUGUCAUUUGUGGUUCCACAAGACCAGUGGGGAAAAAACAAAGUCGUGGGAUGCCUGCCAAGUGCUAAACGGGAUGUCACGAUAUUUGAAAGAAUUGAGCAAGAGCAAGCGGCAAGAGGCAGCAAGAUCAAAGACUACGUUUUUGACAUGAAACAGGUUGAGGCGUUCAGGUAUAGAAUGGAAGAUGCCCUACGCUCAGUCACAAGGACGGCAAUUCGAGAAGCUAGAAUGAAGGAGUUGAAGACAGAAAUACUGAAUUCGGAUAAACUGAAAGCCCACUUUGAAGACAAUCCUCUUGACCUAGAAUAUCUACGACAUGACAAAGUGUUACAUCCAACUCGAAUCCAGCCUCACAUGAAGCAUGUGCCAAAAUAUCUCCUUCCGCGGGUUGCCCCUGUGAAUGGAACGGCGGAAGGAGAGACGACAGCGGACAAAUCGGUUGGUUUCGUUGGCUUCAAGAAGAACAAUCGAGAUGGAUCACGGCACCGAGGGCGUGGUCGGGGACGCGGUGGUGGCGGACGAGGGGGGAGAAAGAAGUCGGAUCCUUUGAAGAAAUUUGGUCGGUAG